Plasmodium inui San Antonio 1 is the source of this 1260-nucleotide messenger RNA. RefSeq lists its product as hypothetical. NCBI's taxonomy places the organism in Eukaryota, Apicomplexa, Aconoidasida, Haemosporida, Plasmodiidae. The transcript has a single exon. The coding region runs from base 1 to 1260 and encodes 419 amino acids. The record is from RefSeq and is a predicted model, not a curated record.
AUGAGUAAUCUAUUAAGUUUCAGCAAAUAUAUUACGAGUAUAAGGGACAAGUUUGCAAAAGGCAAAGGUUGCCCCAACACAAAUGACCUUAAGAGAACAUUAUGUCUGAUAAAUACAGCUGGCCAGGGCCAAGGGAUCCAAGGGAAGAUGGAAGCCUCAAUACUAACCGAAGGGGAAAGGGAAGGUUUAGAGCAGGUACUGAAGAGGAGCAGGAGCAUCUGUUUAGGAUUGGAGGUUUGGGCGGCUAAUUUAGACGUCCAAAGCACGGGCAAUAAAUAUUUGUUAACCGAAAAGGAUUGUAAGGCCAAUGAUACGGGACAUGGGGUUGGUAGUGGCGGAGCGAAAGGUAGAUGUGACACGAGAGACACAAGCCUAAAAUGGACCAACUGGAAGGACACAUUCCCGAGCAGAUGGAAUACAGAAGACGAGAGGAGUUUUAGGGCGUGUGUCGAUAUCGUGGAGAUGAUAAUAGCAGCAUUUAGGAUAAAGGCGGGAAGUGCGUCGACAACAGGAACUGGUACGUUAGAGAAGGGGGGGUGUGCGAAAUUGAGUAAAAUGUUAUCUAAGUGGUCGGAUGAAACCGUAAGCGACCUAAUAAUGCAGGGGUGGUUUAAUGAUGGAGUGCGGGGUGCCUGGGAGUGGAACCAGUAUAAGAUGAGCGGGAAGGAUUUCUUUGAUAUUGUGCAGGAAUUGAUAUAUGGGGAUAACCAGGGGCAUAGGGAUAUAGGGUGUAGAAAGAAGGGAGAAGAACAAAAGGAUUUAUCAGAUUGUGACGGUCCGUGGUGUUAUGUGGACUUACAGGGGAGCCGUGAGAUAGAGGAAAACAAUGGGGGGCAUCAGGGUCCCAAUCGAUGCCCCCAGGCAGCCGAUUGCGGACUCCAGUCAACUAUAGUCAAGAGCAGCCAGGAGACUCAGGAGGGAACAUGCACUGCCGGAGGGGAAACUGAAUGUCCGAACAAUGCUAUCUCCAUGGAGGAGGGGUCUCUGGAAUCAGGAAACCCAGCAGGAGAAGCAGGGAAAACCUUCGGCAACUCGACCUCAAAUGAGAACAGUUCCGAAGCUUCCGCUGUUCUCGGACCAGUGGGUUCUGUAUUGGGGGUAGUUUUAGCUAUGGCUUCUGGUUAUGGCAUUUAUAGGAUUUUCUUGAGGAAUCGUAGGAGGAGAAAUAGGAGAAGGAGCAAUAGGGGCGUGAUGAGCGAGGAUACUGCAGGUUCGCAAGGAGCAUUCGCAAGGUCCCUUAAAUUUGGUGCACUCGUAUAA